AUGACCCCUCUGGCCGUCCCCAAGACGAUCGUCCGGAUCAAAGGGGAUUUCGAAGUCUGUUUCGAAGACACAGUGGCGAGCACCAAUAGGACCGAUGGGCUAUUGCUUACAAGGGCAAAUACCACGCCCAUUCCGACACGACGGAGUAAUGGCAGACACUUGAACAGCAACGGUUCUCCCGGGGGCUCUGGCUUCCCUCGCCGCGACUCACUCAUAGCAGCAGACCAUGCUGAGCCGACGCAACCCGCGAACAUCCAGGAUCUUUUAGAAUACAGGCUGAAUGUAGCGAGCCAAUCGAAGGGAACGUCAUCUGGAGCCGAGUCCAGCUCACCAGACGAAUCACAUCUCACAGCGAAAGAGAUCAAGGCAAUGUUAUCUGGCGCACCUCACUUUCUCCUGGAAAAGGGCAAGUAUGGCCGAUACUAUCCACAGGUGAUAUUUCCCUGGGACGAACAGAACCCUGUCAUCCAACAUAUGUGGGAUCGCAAGCCAUUGCCCCAUGCCUCUUUUACCCUAAGCACACUCCACGCUCAUCUACCACUCCCGGAGGACUGGGCUGUCAAGGGCGGGGUGCCGAUGCAAACGCUCGACUGGCGCCGCUGCAGUGCGGCUGCUAUAAACAGGGCGACGUUUGACAUUGGUGUAUUUGAAGUACCGAAUAUGUUAUCGAACAACGGGAAAGAACCCGGCACCAUCGGAUUUCGAAAUUUCCUCGAGUUACCUGUGGCGGACGCGGUCAAAUACACCGGCCCCGAAAAGCCAAGGAACGCUCCGUAUAUCCAGCAAAUAUCGACUAUGGGGGCAUCGGGGGCGUUCGAUUUGAUGGAGGGCUAUAGCAAGCCGUAUUCCCAAUGUCAAAGUGGUGCCGUUUACGAUCGACACAGGCUCAUCUGUGAAGGGCCCGAGGCUUGGAAGCGCAUUGGAGUACGAGAUGUCAGUCUUCAAUCGCUUGUGGAACGGCUGGAACACUUGCGCAAAUACCGCCACGAAAUGCUCACAGAGAGCUCGGGAAAGACUCUCCUGGAUCUCGAAAGCCCGCGAAAAUUGUAUGACGACUUAUACACAAAAUUCCUUUACCCUCGUCCGCCAUCUAGCGAUUCUGAAGGUCAUCCAGAAGGUGUCAAGGCUCAGAUCAAAACCCUGGCACUUGUUUUGGCCACGCCGGGCGCGUGGAUCAAUUUCAGUCUACCCGAAUGGCGCUUGCGAGCCGGACAGGUUCUGUGGGAGGCAUCACUACAUGGCGAUGGAGACUGCAUGGACCCGGGACCAGGCAAUGAGAAAGUACCGGAGGAUAUCUUGACCAAGUCCGGGAUGGAGCGAAAGUGGUUGCUGAUCCAGCUGCUCCUCUCUGCUGAGCUUCUUCUUCGCCUGGACGCAUUUGUUCGGGUCGAUAUGUUGCAUAAGCCGCAUGGGGGCCAUAUCACGAUACAGGAGAUUCGCAAAUUCGAUAAAAUGCGAGAGGGAAAGCUGAAUUGGGAUCUGAUCGUUGUGCGUCGGUUCCUCAACAGUCUUACUAUCACCUGUGCGCCGCCGCAGCCAGCACCAUCUCCCAACGGCUCGCGGUCAAGGGCCUCAUCUAGCAAAUCGCCAGAGAAACCCCAUCGCUUCGGAUUGCUCGAUAGCAUCACCCGGCGUCACACUGCUCCUGUUGCGAAUUCACACUCCGCCUGGGACUGUCAACUGAGCUCGUCGCAUGUUCGACUGCAGCUAGAGGGGCUUUAUGUGUUUGCGGAGAACGUUGGAUGGCCAAGGUUGGCCGCACUGAAAGCUACAUUGGAACACAAACUCGGCGAACCGAACAAUCCCCUGCUGCCCGACUUGGUCGUCGAUGACAAGUGGGGACAGGAAAAGAUCACCAAGGAAAUUUUACUGGCCAAGGAUGAUAUGUACACGCGAAACCCCUGCCGGCGUCGCGUCAAGCUUUGGGGCUCCGUUGAUCCACGGUCUAAAUACCUAGGCUGGAUCUCGCGUUCCUGGCUCUCCGGAUUCGUGAUUCCCGGAGAGGCGAUCAGUCACCUUCUCAUGGCGACGAUCCUGGAAAACGAUGCAGACGCGCUAAACCAACUGGGCUCAAUUGCCAACCUCUACGGAGGAUUUGUCUACUGCGGACGGAGUUGGUGGAGCAAGGCAUGCGUCGUUGGACGCGUCUUGUCUAGUUCCACGGGAGCCAAGACCUGCAUGGGGUGGAUCAGCAGCAAUGUGAUGCCCCGGGAUGCGAUCACAGGGGAGAAGGUUGAGCGUGGUUGGCUUGAACUUCCUGUUGAAGAAGUUCCGCGGGUCUCGAGCAGGCCUCGGAUCAGACAGGGAGCUAAGCUUGCGUACGAAUCGACUCCGCUAGGCGUUGGUAAAAUCACAGCCGAGUCCUUUACGCUUCCGAUGGACGACCCGGAGCCGGAUGCGAAGCCCGGAGUGACAAUCGAAGAGUUGACUCUGACUGCCGAUGAUAACGGCCGACCGGAAGGGAGGGGUAUUACAUCUGCCCAGGCGUCCAUCUCGUUCCUGAUCGACGACGCAGGAAAUGGCGCGGGUUCGGCUACGGUUCGUUUCCCUCUCAAGUAUAACGUGCGCUUCGUCUCCGCCCAUGAGUGCUGUCCGCCGUUGGGGGUCGCGUCUCGCAAGGGUUCCACUCGCGAAAAUGACGAAUCGCAACAGCCUAAAAGACCCCUGAACAAGUACAAACGACUACCUGGCCAUCCUCUGCACACCUCUUAUCGAUACAAGUAUGUUCCCUUGAGCGCCCUUCCCACUACCGCCGCGCCGCAAGCCAAAUCGCAAGACCCAGAGGCAUCUCAGUCACCGGAGAUUAUCGUCGUCGACGCGCGGGGCAGCCGAGAGAGAGAGACGUUCGUCCGGGCGUGGUGUGCAGCUGUCGGAUGCCAUGCGAUCAUAAGUCGGUCCGGCGGAACUCGCGUCUCUUGCUGUAUCGCGUGUUCAAUUAGACAAGCGAGAGCCAUCAGUGCGAUGGUCGUGAUCCGAGUUGGCGAUUGA
Messenger RNA from Penicillium bovifimosum, 2988 nucleotides. RefSeq lists its product as uncharacterized. NCBI's taxonomy places the organism in Eukaryota, Fungi, Ascomycota, Eurotiomycetes, Eurotiales, Aspergillaceae. The record is from RefSeq and is a predicted model, not a curated record. The transcript has 2 exons. The coding region runs from base 1 to 2988 and encodes 995 amino acids.